Nicotiana attenuata is the source of this 498-nucleotide messenger RNA. RefSeq lists its product as uncharacterized. The transcript is spliced from 2 exons. The record is from RefSeq and is a predicted model, not a curated record. Lineage: Eukaryota; Viridiplantae; Streptophyta; Magnoliopsida; Solanales; Solanaceae. The coding region runs from base 89 to 475 and encodes 128 amino acids.
UUUAUUUCUUCCUUACCUACACCUGCUUGAAUUCUAUGGUGUAGAUUUUCUACGAAGAUUUCAACAUAAUCUACGGAUUAGUCAAAAGAUGGCCGCUAAGUUUGAUUUCAUCAACGAUAUAACCAUUUCAAAGAUGCAAUGGAAGUUGAAAGUUCGGGUUGUCCGUAUGUGGGAAAAACCGGAUCGUUUUAAUCCUGGCUCUAUAUUCUCGAUUGAAUUGGUUCUACAAGAUGAAAAGGGCGAUCGUAUACAUGCUUCUAUUGGCAAGUCUGUUUUGCAUAUUUUCAACAGAAAAAUUAAUGAGCAUGGAUUAUAUGUUAUGGCAAACUUUAUCGUUUGCCAAAACAAGGAGAGGUUCAACACCACAAAACAUACAUUGAUGCUGACGUUUACUCAACGGACAACAGUGGCUGAAACCAUUGAUUCACUAUUUCCAAUGAAUAUCUUUGAUCUCCGAUCAUCAAUUGAUAGAUAAAGUUGAUGUCAACGAGAAUGAAU